Molecule: messenger RNA, 3303 nt
Organism: Linum trigynum
Lineage: Eukaryota; Viridiplantae; Streptophyta; Magnoliopsida; Malpighiales; Linaceae
Source: the annotation of a GenBank genome assembly
UAUCCCCGAAAAUUGUCGAGGGAUUCGGUUUCCAAACCUCUUCAAAAAAAAAAACAUGUGGCAGACUGCUAUUAGAUAAAGGGGUCGCUGACGUGAAAGCAUGUGGUGAACGGAAAUUUGAAUUGGAGAGGUUGUUUACGGGAAAACACUUAUACCCUAUGUUUGGCCCGACUUUUAGAAGUGCUUUUCGGGUUCAAAAGCUGAAGCAGGGCCAAACACCUGUAAAAGCUCGGUUUUUGAAAAGUCGAAAAGCGCUUUCGUAUAACAUAAAAGCAGAAUCGGAGCUUCUGCGAAAAGCUGUUUUGAAAAUACAAGAUUAUCCUUACCAUAUUUUAAUUUUAUUUCAGAAAAUAUAAUUUUCCUUCAUUUAUAUCAUUUUAAAAAUAAAAUAAAUUAUAAAAUCAUAUUAUUUAAUAUAAAAGAAAUCUAACAAGAUCCAUUUUGACUACUUUUUAUUGUUUAGAAUUUUUAUUCAUAAUUUAUAUUAUGAGUCCUUUAUAGUCAUUUUACACAACCUCUUAUGUUAAAAAGCAUUUCUAAUAGUUUUACAUCCAAACACUCAACAGUUUUUUUUUAAGUACUUAUCUAAAAACUCGAGCCAGAAGCUGCUUCUGUAAAAGUUACCGCAGGACCAAACUAAGCUAUAAUAUUCUUUAGAUUCUAUUAAAAUUAUACAAGAAGAUUCUAUUUUCUAAAAUGUUUGGAUUAAUAGGUAAAAAUAAAAUUACCUUUUUCUUACAAGAGUCCGAUUCCCAUAGAAGAUAGGACUUACUUGAGAGAUUGGGCCACUGUAUUUACUCCUUUCCUUUCCGUCGGAUUAUUUAUUGCUCUCCUUCCCCUCCUUACACUGAACCGAAGAAUCCAGGCUUCUUCGUCCGUCGGAUUAUUUAUGGCCGGUUGGGUUAUCUUCUUUCCAUCCCGUUUGCCGCCAUGCUUCGUUUUCCCCCAUCCCCGCCCAGGUCAAACCGGCGUCGUCGAAUGCGAUCGGAUGAAACCCUAAUCAGCAAACUCGGAGACGAUCAUCUCUCAGCCCCUCCGGUGGGUUACUGUCUUCGCUCUCGCCGCCUCAGUUGUUUCAAAGCUUGCUCACCGGCGACCGAGUUCCGCAGCUUCCCAGUUCUGGACAUAUUUCGUCGUGUCCCGUCGGCCCCCAGGACAAAACGACGACGGCUUCGUUGCGGAAUCAAGUUGAAAGGAAGUCCGAUCAGCAAACUGGAAGACGAUGAUCUCCUUCUGGAAAUUCUGAUUCGCCUCCCGGACCCUAUAACCGCCUGGCGUUGCAAACCCGUCUGCAAACAUUGGAACUCACUCGUUUCCACCCGCUACUUCAAGCGCCGUUUCGUUUCUCACCACCAGAGCAAGGAUUUUAGAUUGCUUCAAGGAUUUGGUGUUGUGCGGGUGGCUGUGGGAGGAGAAGUACAUUAAUGACGAGCUUGUCAGAUUAUACUUGGUCUGCAAUUGGUUUACCAAGCAAUGGAUCGCCCUUCCUUUGGCUCCUGAAAUGAGAGAUCUUCGUGUGGGAAUGGUUGCAAGGUUAGUUUGUGAGCCCUUCAGUAAGAAUUCCGAUGAUAAUAACCUUGACACAGGAGAUGGCCAAGUAUUUGGUCUUUCUUCAGUGUAUCGGUUCCGAGUGGUGAGUAUCUAUGAAGUUACUAAAAAUGCUACAGUACUGGACGUUUUUUGUUCAGAGUCUGGGAAGUGGGUGAAGGAGGCUGUUGUUCUUCAUGGCUAUCACAAGUUUAUGCUACAAAAUGUAAUUUCCUGGGAUGGAAAAAUGUGGUGGUCGUAUUAUACACGAGAACUUGAGGCUGGUUUCUUCGAGUUUAAUCCUUUCCGCCUAGAUAUACCACCCACUAAGAUUGAUAUUUCUGGUGGUUUUGCUAUGUCGAGAAGUUCUAAUAUUGCUGUCUCAAAAGGAGCUUUGUAUCUAGCUAGUUGCAAUUCUGUACGUAAUGUUUUGAUGGUUUGGAGACUGGAAGAAGAUGAUGGGAAAAGAUCAUGGGUGAUUGUGUAUCAAGUAUCCUUAAACAACAUAUCAAAGUUGAAGGACAUGCAGGUGUCAAUGUCUCGUGCAUGUGACCUGCAUCCCGAGAACCCAGAAAUCGUCUACUUAGAGUUAUAUACUGGGGGUCCAUGUAUGUUACGUUCUUCGAAUUCACUUGGUGUCGUCUCCUUCAAUGUAAGAAAUGGAGAACUAGAGUUGGUUGAACGAAGACAAUGUGAGCAUAAACCUCAUUAUAUUGUGUUUCAUAUCCAGCCUAGACUCUUUUGCUGGCCUACACCCAUUCCAUCAUACGAGAAAUUGAAAGGUGUGUAUGAUGGAAGCUACAAUUGUUUGGUCCAGAGCAGCAAGGCAGCCACAACUCCAGUCCCUCAAGAAUUGGUAAUUGCUUCUGCUUGAAAUGAUUUAGCUUUGUUUCCCUGACUCUUCUCUUCCAUAGCAUCUCUGCUAGGUUUAGGAAAUGCAUUUGAUGAAACUGAUUCCGAGAGGAACUCUUCCUUAUUUUCAUAACGGGCUUGUCUCAUUGAAUGUCUGAUUGCUGAUUGUUGUGCUAAGAAACUCUGCAGAUUCUCUAUCUACUUUCUCAUGCAGCAUAUUAAGUAUGCAGAUAUACAUGUCUCAUCCUGUUUCCAAUUGCUUGGGAUUUUUUAUUUGAUUUGAAUGAAGCUCGCCAUGUUAAAAGAUGGACAGACACACCCACCUCAAAAAAAAUUAUGUCGUCUGCUUGCUACUAAACUUCAUCUCCCAUCUCAUUAUGCUGUUGCUUCACGUCAUGCAUGAUUUAUUUGGCUUAAGCUUAUGCCGAAUCAAGUUAAUUUCCAGUUCUCAAGUAUGCGUAGCACGAUCAUUGUUCAUGAAUACUUAUGGUUUACGCAAGUCCAAUACCUUUUAAGCAACUACGAUUUUAUAAGUUAAGCAUUUUAUGAGCUUGGAUCUCCCACUGUGCGGAUGAUCCUCAUGUCAAGCAAGAACAAGUCACGGUAUGUUAAGCAAGAUCAUGUUUUUAACCUCACUUAAUUAGUUACGCAAGCGGCCACCUCACUUCCCGGAGUAAGGAAGCAUCAUGUUAUGUUACCUCACUCUUUCAGAUAAGGAGUCCAUGUUCAAGUUCAUGUAUCAGGUACCGGUUGGUCGCCUAACUAGCAUGAAGUUACCUCACCUCCCAUAGUGAUGGAGGUCCAUCUUUAUCAUGUUUUGACGUCCUAACUUAGGACUGGCCCUACGAUGACAAUUAGAAAUUGUAGGGUCACCGAAAGCACAUAAGGGAGACGACCAAGUCAAAACAAAGUUCAAGGCUCUAA